CAGUCCAGUCCGCACCCCGCGUAGCGCAGCCCGGGCUGCUCCGCGUCCGCCAGCAUGUGGCCCCCGCACUGGAUGCUCUACUCCCUCUACUGGACCGCCGCCGGCCCGCUCCAGGACGCCCAGCUCGGCGCCGGCCCUCCCGCCCCCGUCGUGAUCAUGCUUGCCUUGCCCCCGGUGGUGCCCGGCAGGUCGCCGCCGUGGACCGCGGGGUCGACUUCUUGGCCUCCGCGCCCGCCGCGCGCUUGGGCUUGGAGUCCGCAGCAGUAUCCGCACCGAUUGGCAGGAGAGACCCGCCCUUCGGUCGCCUCCUGCAGCUCGGAGCAGCAGACCUCGCUGCACAGAUUGCGAGCCGAAACAAAUCCGGGCCCGGUCCCUUCAGCAGAGGCUGAACGACAGACAACCAAGACUAUCCUCCAAUCGGCCGAGAACAGCGGGCAUGCCCACAAGAAAGGGGAGCAAGUUAAGAAUCGCGAGCAACAUGGAGAAAAUGCGAUCAAAUAUGCUUUGCAAAGUAAUUCUCUGACGGACGAGCAGAACGACAUUAUACGCAGAGAGGGGCCGGGGCGCACAGCGGGCGCGGCUUACGUGGUGGUGGCUGACGAGGACAACUCCUUUCCUCCUCUGGCCGACACCGACCUGGGGACGUUGCAGCCAACGGCGCUUGAGGAUCUCGAAGAGCUGUCCAAUGACAUUCGCAACAUCUACCCCCUGCAGGACGGUUCACCGCCGGUGGACGUCGGUCCCCAGCGGCCGCACGGCCAGUUCCCACCCGGGGUAGGGCCACCCUAUGGCGUGGACCUUGGACCCCAGCGGCCUCACGGGCAGGUCCCGCCCAGCGACAGUGUCGUGGACGUCUACAACCUGCCAACAGAGCAGAGCCGUGGCCGUUCAGACAAGGACUUGGGGCCACACAGGCCUGCUGGACAGACCGACCCUAACGGGCCACCCGGAGCCAACGGCGACCUGGGGCCACAGAGGCCGUCCGGACAGUUUCCCCCAGGCACCAAUCCGCCGACCCAGUCUGACGCCGUGGAGCAAGGCCGUGGUCGUGCGGACAAGGACUUAGGGCCACACAGGCCCGCGGGACUGACCGACCCAAAUGGGCCACCCAGCGCCAACGGCGACCUGGGGCCACAGCGACCGUCCGGACAGUUCCCCCCGGGUACCGGCACGCCGCUCGCCGCCGACAUCGUCGACGUUCACAAGCUGGCUGACGAGCUGCAGCCAGCUCGCCCGGACAAGGACUUGGGGACCGACCCCAAUGGGCCACCCGGCGUCAACGGCGACUUGGGGCCCCAGCGGCCGUCCGGACAGUUUCCCCCGGGCACCCGACCACCUCCCAACAUCCAGAACUACGGCUACUCCGCAGAGCCGAUCGACCUAGGACCACAGCGACCGCACGGACAGUUCCCUCCGACGGCGACCAUGGCCGACGACGACGAGGAAGACGGCUACCAAGUGUUCUGGAACGUGCCAUCCUUCAUGUGCCACCGCUACGGGUUCCCCUUCAGCAACCUGACGGGCCGCUAUGGCGUGGUCCAGAACGACGAGGACGUGUUCCGGGGCUCCAGCAUCACCAUCCUGUACGAUCCAGGGCUGUACCCGGCUCUCGUGGACAACGAUGGAACUGUCUUCCCCCGUAACGGUGGAGUUCCUCAGGAGGGCAACUUGACACUUCACCUGCAGCGCUUGCAGGAGUCUAUCGAGGAUCAAGUGCCAGUCGACUUUGAUGGUCUCGGCGUGAUCGACUUCGAGGCCUGGAGGCCAGUUUGGGGGCAGAACUUUGGCACCCUGAAGGCGUACCAGACGUACUCGGUGCAGGUGGAGAGGCAGAGAGAUCCGUCUGCAUCGGACAGCACGCUGCAGACCAGGGCGAAGCGCCGGUUUGAGGAAGCAGCCAAAGCCUUCUUCCUUCAGAGCUUGUUCCUGGCACAGCGCAUACGACCCAACGGCCGCUGGGGCUACUACGCUUUCCCGUACUGCUUCAACAACAACGACGAAAACUUUGACUGCUCAGACAACCUGAGAACCCAAAACUCACAGAUCCAGUGGCUUUUCAAUGCCAGCACCGCCCUCUUCCCCUCUGUGUACCUGAGCAAGAGCGGCCGCUCCUCGGACGACCAGUUCCUCUUCAUCACUGGCAAGCUCCGAGAGGCGCUCCGAGUAGCCCAGGGACGGAACUACGUCUACCCCUACUUCUGGUACCGCUACCGCGAUGCUAGCUUCUUGUCUGAUGAUGACCUCCGCAGCUGCCUGGCCAUCCCCCGCGCCCUGGGUAUGGCGGGCGCCAUCGUGUGGGGCUCGUCGGGCGACAUGAACAACCAGAACAAGUGCCAGACGCUCAACGCGCAGCUCGAGAACCGCCUGGGCCCCACCAUCCGCAAGUUCUCGGUGACCCUCUCCCAUGAGCGCGUUCGCGAGUACGUCGCCCAGCGAAACCCCAACGCCGCCGCGUAGUAACAUGGUGGACCAGGCGUUGCCAUCAUAACCAAACCAAAUUUCUACUAACGCUUGGGUUUGGUUGGUUAUUUGGUCAAUAAGAAUAGAAACCGGGCAUUCAGAGAACUGAUGUACUGCACAAACAAGAUGCAGGAAAUAUGCUAGUCAAUCAUGAUUCUCAAGCAAAAAUCGACUCUUGAAAAGAGCCAAAAGUAUUUGUUGUGAGAAAAUUUUAAGACAAAAAAAAAGGAUAAAGUUACCUGUCGUGGGCUUGUUGUUGUGUCUCGUUUGGUGGGUGACUCUCUGAAAGUAUAUUUUCAAGUUUUCAUUUACGAUGUUCAUGAGAUCAGCUGGUACAUAGAUCAGCCCUUUCUACGGAAAGAAAAAAUAUCAACAACACAGCAACAAACAACCUUUUGCUCUCGUUAUUUUUUCAACGAGUAGGUUUUUUUUGUAUACGCCGGGUGAAUUUUGUGAAAAAUUAUACUUUCCUAAUGACUAAGAAUUUUGUGGGACAAAUCUCAUUACGUUAUAUUUUUCCCAAUUCGUGGGAGUGACUGUGUUAUAUAUGUAUCUCUGUGCGUGUGUGAAUUUGUGGUGUCUUUAGUUGUUACUAAACAUGCAAUGUAAACUACAAAGUAUUAAUUAAUUAAGUUAUUAAAUUGUGCAACGUUUUCGUGACCGUGUGCGUGUUCUCGUGUGUGACGCACGUUGCCUGUGCAACAUUAAUCAGUAAACAUUAAAUCAACUCA
Frankliniella occidentalis (western flower thrips) is the source of this 3191-nucleotide messenger RNA. RefSeq names its product trithorax group protein osa. Gene Ontology annotation, molecular function: hyalurononglucosaminidase activity. Gene Ontology annotation, biological process: carbohydrate metabolic process; hyaluronan catabolic process; defense response. The transcript has 7 exons. The record is from RefSeq and is a predicted model, not a curated record. Bases 55 to 2457 code for a protein of 800 amino acids. Lineage: Eukaryota; Metazoa; Arthropoda; Insecta; Thysanoptera; Thripidae.